CGAUUGAAACGAACAAUACACCACCUUCCAUUACCUUCCGCGUCUCUCCUUUUCUUCUACAACAAUCCAUAUCCCUACCCAUAAUAAACUUCAAGCCUUGACAUACACCACCAUGGCAUGGUACUCACUUCUUCCGCCCGACUUUCUCUAUAUUGAAAAUUGGCUUGUGCGAGUCUUUAUAUUUCUCGGCUUUGUCACUAUACUCCCUUGGGUUACAUUACUGGUCUUCGACAUAUGUCUGUACAUAUGGCGGAUGGUGAAAUAUGAAUUCCCCCUCAUCGGCGGACGAGCGAGGGGUAAGCAGCGACCGCGAGCCCCGAGCUUGAACGAGAGGCCGGAUGGGCAGCCUAGGGUCCUGGGGCUGGGGACGGGGGCCAUAGUCAAUGACAUCGGAGAUGGGGGGAUUGCAAGCGUGGAGAAAUUACGAAGCAGAGGGCGGAGGUAUGAGGGAGACGAGGACACCUGAGCGCAUUUGGCGUCUCCCCGCUUCUGUGUUGCGAGAGCUCUGCUCGCCUCCCGGUGAGGCUAUUUUCCUUCAGUCUUGUCGAAUUUUGGAUUUAUGCUGCCUUGGAUGAACUCUCUGACUGCCGAUUGGCUAUCGCGUGGAAGGGAAGGUGGAUGGAUGCCUGUGCUCAGGUGGCAGUUGGAGGGAGGUCUGCAUGUAUGGACAAAGUGACUGGCGACAUGUUUGAAAUUCGUCUGUGUAUAUUGAUACCCUGU
Molecule: messenger RNA, 720 nt
Organism: Aspergillus aculeatus ATCC 16872
Lineage: Eukaryota; Fungi; Ascomycota; Eurotiomycetes; Eurotiales; Aspergillaceae
Exons: 2
Coding region: 113-466 (117 amino acids)
Source: RefSeq, a predicted model, not a curated record